Volvox carteri f. nagariensis is the source of this 1140-nucleotide messenger RNA. RefSeq lists its product as uncharacterized. The coding region runs from base 1 to 1140 and encodes 379 amino acids. The transcript has 12 exons. Gene Ontology annotation, biological process: glutathione biosynthetic process; modified amino acid biosynthetic process. NCBI's taxonomy places the organism in Eukaryota, Viridiplantae, Chlorophyta, Chlorophyceae, Chlamydomonadales, Volvocaceae. Gene Ontology annotation, molecular function: glutamate-cysteine ligase activity. The record is from RefSeq and is a predicted model, not a curated record.
AUGGAGGACGGUCGCAUCAUCGGCGUCAGCUUGGACGGCCAAAGCGUAACCCUGGAGCCUGGCGGCCAAUUUGAGCUCAGCGGUGCGCCUGUGGAUACCAUCCAUAAGACGUGUGCCGAGGUUAACAGCCACCUUUACCAGGUGAAGGCCAUCUGUGAGGAGCUCCAUUGCGGGUUCCUGGGGGUGGGGUUCGACCCCAAGUGGGCCAUUCAGGACAUACCCGUCAUGCCCAAGGCAAGCAGGAGAGGGGGACGUUACUCGCUCAUGAAGUCGUACAUGCCCACAGUGGGGUCUAUGGGGCUUGACAUGAUGUUCCGUACAUGUACGGUCCAGGUGAAUUUGGAUUUCGAGAGCGAGCGGGAUAUGGUGGAGAAGUUCCGAAUUGGGUUGGCGUUACAACCCGUGGCGAAUGCGUUGUUUGCCAACUCGCCUUUCAAGGAGGGUCGGCCCACGGGCUUCGUGAGCACACGUGGCCAUGUGUGGACUGACGUCGAUGCGUCUCGAACCGGAAACCUGCCGUUUGUUUUCCGGGACGACAUGAGCUUUGAAAGGUACGUUGACUACGCUAUGGACGUACCGAUGUACUUUGUGUACCGCAACGGGCAGUACAUUAACGCGCUGGGUAUGAGCUGGCGGGACUUCAUGGCGGGGAAGCUGCCCGCACUGCCCGGGGAGUACCCGACUAUUGCGGAUUGGGCCAACCACCUGACCACCAUAUUCCCCGAGGUCCGGCUGAAGAAGUAUCUGGAGAUGCGGGGGGCGGACGGCGGGCCCUGGCGCAUGUUGUGUGCCCUGCCCGCCCUCUGGGUGGGGCUGUUGUACGACGAGGAAGCCCAGCGGCAGGCUCUGGCGCUCGUUUCCGAUUGGACGGAUUCGGAGCGGGACUAUCUCCGUACGGAGGUGACUCGGUACGGAUUGAGAACUCGCUUCCGCGGCGGCUCUGUGCAGGACCUGGCAAAGCAGGUGGUCUCUAUCGCCCGGGGGGGUCUGCAGCGGCGGGGCCACGACGAGGUCAACUUCUUGAAACGGCUCGAGGUGGUUGCGGAAACGGGACUAACGCAGGCCGACCACUUAUUGGAGUUGUACGAGACCAGGUGGCAGAGGUCCGUGGACCCCCUUUACACAGAGCUCAUGUACUAA